Molecule: messenger RNA, 6509 nt
Organism: Corythoichthys intestinalis (scribbled pipefish)
Lineage: Eukaryota; Metazoa; Chordata; Actinopteri; Syngnathiformes; Syngnathidae
Gene: pitpnb
Product: phosphatidylinositol transfer protein, beta
Exons: 11
Coding region: 94-906 (270 amino acids)
Biological process (GO): phospholipid transport
Cellular component (GO): cytoplasm
Molecular function (GO): phosphatidylcholine intramembrane carrier activity; phosphatidylinositol transfer activity; phosphatidylcholine binding
Source: RefSeq, a predicted model, not a curated record
CCAAUUGGACGUCCCCCAGAGGGCGGGUCCAACUUGUUGACUGCGCUUUCUGUUUUCGCCUGCCACUGCGCAGGCGCAGACCGGCGAACGAAGAUGGUGCUCAUCAAGGAAUACCGUGUGGUGUUGCCCAUUUCUGUUGAAGAGUAUCAAGUGGGCCAACUGUACUCGGUAGCCGAGGCCAGCAAGAAUGAGACGGGCGGCGGCGAAGGCAUCGAGGUGCUCAAGAACGAGCCUUACGAGGACGACGGCGAAAAGGGACAGUUCACGCACAAAAUCUACCACCUCAAGAGUAAAGUGCCCGGAUACGUGAGGAUGCUCGCGCCAGAAUCGGCAUUUGUUUUUCACGAAAAGGCCUGGAAUGCUUACCCCUACUGUCGCACCGUCGUGACGAACGAAUACAUGAAAGACGACUUUGAGAUCAAGAUCGAGACGUGGCACAAGCCUGACAUGGGGACGGUAGAAAACGUGCACGACUUGGAUGAGCAGACGUGGAGAAGCGUGGAGGUUGUUCCCAUAGACAUUGCCAACAAAGAUGAAGUGGCGCCAGGGGACUACAAAGCAGAAGAGGAUCCCUCCCUCUUCCACUCGGCCAAAACAGGAAGAGGCCCUCUCGGUCCUGAGUGGAAGAACGAGCUGAAGACAGAUUGUCCGUACAUGUGCGCAUACAAGCUGGUCUCGGUCAAGUUUCGGUGGUGGGGUUUUCAAACCAGAGUGGAGAACUUCAUCCACCGGCAAGAAAAGCGCAUCUUCACCAACUUCCACCGUCAGCUCUUUUGCUGGGUGGACAAGUGGGUGGGUCUUACCAUGGAAGACAUUAGGCGCAUGGAGGAGGAGACCCAAAGGGAACUGGAGGAGCUGCGUAAGACCGGUCCGAUUCGAGGCACCAGUGCUGCUCACGAGCAAUGAGCCAAACCACCCUGACCCUGUCUUGAUGAUGUCAUCGGAGACACGCCCACCACCUCCACUACCGCCGCUGCCGUCUCCAGGAGGAAGUGGCCCUGGUUCCUUGCUACUGUACAGACCCCUCCCCACACUCUGCUCAAAUAGCAACAACCUGGUUUUGCAUAUAUAAAUAUAUAUAUAAACACAUAUAUAUAUUUAUUAUAUACGUACACAAAGACAAAAAAAAAACUCUUUGCACAGACGUAAUUUGCCUGAAAUGUUAGUUGGGGAUUCCGACAAAGGGGUUUUGUUUUUAAUUCUUUCAAUUGACCAUUAGGAAACGAAUGUGCUUUUUAGACCUCGAGGUCCACACCAAAAUCGCACCGCCGUUGGACCAUUUUUACGAUGAUAUCCCCUAUUGUUGUUUUACGUGUCGCUUUUCGUGUCUGAAGCGCGCCGGGAAUGAGUCGUCGUCGAGGCGGGGUCCGCACUCUCCCGUUUUAGCUUUACCCCGCCCCCUCCUGUGUGAAUGACGUCGCGUUUGGUUUUUAUUUCUACCAGGGAGCGUUUUGCAGUUUUGAAGUUUUUCUGUUUAUGUCACUUUGAAGCGCGUACUCACACCGAUCAGCACACGAUCGACAGUCAAAGUAGUUUGGAUGUCCUGUCGCCGUCAGUGGGACUGAAAUACCAUCAUUGGCAGUGAAUGAGUUAAUGGUAGCUUACAGUAAUUUUCGCACUAUAAGGCGCACCUGACUAUAAGCCGCCCCCACCAAAUUUGGCACAAAAACAUUUGUACGUACACAAGCCGGACUGGACUACUAGCCGCAGCUUUCCUCACUGUAUUAUGGGAUAUUUACACCAAAAGAUAUUAACCAGUAACACUUUAUUUGACAGCGGCAUCAUACGGUUGUCAUCAUACGGCUGUCAUAAAACCAAAUGAACCACCAUGACAUUGCUUCAAGAAGCUUAAUUUGGCCAUCACUGCUCCCUUGAGGGAGACAGUCAACGUCUGAUGCCACCUGCUGUCAACACUGUUGUUGUCUAGCAUGCCUCCUAGCAUGCAUUGCAGCACUACAGAUGUAAAUAACAAUCAAAAUUCGUGUUCUGUACUAAUUAUGUCUUCAGUUACUGUUCCAGUUGUUUCAUUAGUUGCUAGUUAUGGUAUUUGGUAACAGUUUAUUUGACAGUGAUGCUGUUAGACCAUCAUAAUUAUGACAUGACACUGCCAUGAGCACUCAUGAAUGCUUAUGGCACAUGUCAUUUUGUGUCAUUCGGCAAUGUUCUCACUUUUGAAUGGAUGUAAAAGAUCCAAGCUGGACAUGAAUGGAGUUAGUGACAUAAUUUGCCGGAUGACACUUGAUGACAUCUGUCAUAAGCAUUCAGUAAUGUCCAUGAUUGUGCCUUGUCAUAAUUAUACGAUCUUAUGACCGUCUUAGGACGCCGCUGUCAAAGUGUGAACUAUUAACCGAAAUAAAUCAACAAAUAAGCUGUACUUGACCAUAAGAUGCUGGAUUCAAAAUGAAGGAAAAAAGUUGCGUCUUAUUGUCCGAAAAUUACGGUAAUCUGUUUGAUAAUUUUGCAAUUAGUUGUCGAAGUUGACAAAUCUGCAGACUACCUUGGCCAAUUCGGAUGGAUUGGAUGUCCAUCGCUGGCAAUGGCAUUAAAAUUUGAUCAUAUGCAAUUAUGAUACUUUCAUUCUGACGAAUUUUUACUUACGCUUGCUAGCCACUCCCAGUUCAAAUGGGAUGGACGUCUGUUGCUGCCAACGGCACUGAAAUGGUUAUUGGCAGGUAAUGAUAGUUUCAUCUGUUACAUAAUUUUCUAAAUAUAAAGGUUGAUAGAUCAAUCUGAGGACUAAUUUUUGCGAUUAAUCUACUUAGCGAUUUAUCAAUGUACCAUAAUUUUCGCACUAUAACGCGCACCUGACUAUAAGCGUAUUUGUUCAUUUGUUCAACGUAUUUGUUCAUAGAUAAGCCGUGUUGGACUAUAAGCCACAGCUGUCCUCACUGUAUUAUAGAAUAUUUACACCAAAAGAUAAUGUUUUAUUUGACAGCAGCAUCAUAAGACCAAAUGAACCACCACAAUUCAUUGCUUAAACAAGCCAUCACUGCUUCCUUGGGGGAGACGGUCAACCUCUUCUGCCACCUGCUGUCAACACUGUUGAUGUACAACAUGCCACCUAGCAUGCAUUGCAGCGUGACAGAUGUACAUUAGCUUAUCACUAGUAGACGUCCAAUCCAUUUGAAGUGGGAGGGUGAACACUCGUUCAUUCGCUGCCAUCCCUCCAACUUCAAACGGAUUGAACGUCUAUGGCUGUCAGUGGCAGUCAAUGCCAGGAAAUUAAGUCAUUUUGGGCCAUUUAAGAUCUCACUGAAACAGCACCAAACAAAAGUUCCAGCAUCAUCACCUUGUCCAAUGCAGAUUCUUGACAAGAUGAUGAUGCUGGAACUUUUGUUUGAUGCCGUUCCAGUGAGAUUUACAAAGAUGAUUCCCUGAAGAAGACGUCAAAAAACGAGUAGCACUUUGAACUAAUUCAUUUUUUCAAGCUUUUUAUCGGAAUUUGUUUUACAUGAUAAAAUAUUUGAGUGCUCAUCCGAUACUGGUGAUUACAUACUUUUUGCUAGGGGUUGUAUUAUGUUUUUUUGAUUUUAACAACUUGUUGGUUCCUUUUUUUUUUUUUUAAUUUUUUUUUAAAACAUUCACACCUUUUUAAAACUAUAUCUCGAUUCUUGGCAGAAGCAUAUAGAUAACCUUUCGGGAUACAAAGUAUCAAGAUAUAUCACAUUUCGAUAUUUUGUCACACCCCUAUUAAUGAAUGCUUUUAACGAUAUAAUUUAGUGAUAUCCGGUAAAUUAGCUCACUUUUGAAUGGAUGUAAAAGAUCCAAACUGGAUAUAAAUGGCAUUAGUAACAUAAUUUGCCAGAUGACACUUGAUGACAUGUCAUAAGCAUAAGGUAAUGCCCAUGAUAGUGUCAUGUCUCAAACAUGACUUGUCUUAUGACUUCGCUGUCAAAGUGUUACCAUACCAUAACAAGCAAUUAAUGAAACAAAUGCAACAGUAACUGAAUAAAUUAUCAGCACAGAACAUCUUUUGAUUGUCAUUUACAUCUAUAGUGUUGUAAUGCAUGCUAGGAGGCAUGUGUUGCCUGUUAACCCAAAUAAAUCAACAAAUAGGCCGCACUCGACUAUAAACCGCAGGAUUCAAAAUGAAUGAAAAAAGCGGUUUAUAAUCCGAAUAUUAUGGUACUCUAAGGCUGCCAGCCCAUCCCAGUCUAUGGACACCAGUGGCACUGAAGCAUGAUUACUGUAUUGGCAGUGAAUAUAUAGAUUAUUCUGUCAAAUAAUAUCAAAUUAACCGAUGCAGUUGAUUGAUUAAUCUGUUGCUUUAUCUAGUGAAUAAUUUCUUGGCUAAUUAUGCGAUAAAUCUGUGAUUUCUAACAUCUAUUACUGUCAAUAGCUUCUUUACAAAAUAAUCUGUCAAAACUUUAUCGAGUAACCUAAGUUUUGCGAUUAAUCGUAAUGCCGUCAGUGGCACUGAAAUAAGUUCACUGACAGUGAAUGCGUUGGGUAUUCUGUUGAAUAAGAUUUAUGGUGACUAAUUUUGCGAUUAUGAAAGUUAACAAUUUUCAUCAAUAGCAUUUUUAUAAAUCUGACAAAAAACGGUUUCGAUUAAUCUAUGAAUUGUAAUGUCAUCAAUAUGUUCACUGACAGUGAAUGCGUUGGGUAUUCUGUUGAAUAAGAUUUAUGGUGACUAAUUUUGCGAUUAUGAAAGCUAACAAUUUUCAUCAAUAGCAUUUUUAUAAAUCUGACAAAAAACGGUUUCGAUUAAUCUAUGAAUUGUAAUGUCAUCAAUAUGUUCGCUGACAGUGAAUGAGUUAUAAUUCUGUCAAAUAAAUUAGUUUAUGAAUUCUAACAUCUAUUGCUGUCAGUGGCAGUUCAUGAGCUAGCUUCAUGAAUUUCUGUAAACCACGAUAGCUCACACCUUGCGUAACAAAUGAAUACACAAGAUACUGGUACGCGCAUGCGAUGGACAUAUCAUAAUUGAUUGACUUGCAGCCAUAUUAGAGCACCUUUUGAAAGACCGCUAAAUACUGUGUUGUAUGACAGUAUGGGCACCCAAUUUACCAAGAGGUGUAGGCUCUCAAAAUGUUUUCUCCCCAUUUUUCAUGGGUUUCUUCAAAAUUAGUACAAGCUUUUUGCAAAAAAAAAAAACCCCAAAACAUCCAGAAGAACGAUGACUUUGACACGAAUAUUUUUUGCAAAAACUGUUUUCACAAAAAGAUGGAGAAAGGGUUUUGACGACAUAUUACAUGUUUUUGUAUUAGCCAAAUAUUUUCACAAGGGAAAACUAACAUUCUCAAAAUAAAAUGACUUUUCCAUGCAAGGACAAAUCUAUUCCAUUCGUAUGUUACAUACUACAUUUGAAUCACUAAUCCCUAAAGAAAUGGACAAGUUACCAUUUAUUCAGCGUCAACAUUGACCUCCCCAACAUGGCCGCCAAAUAGGCAGGUCAGUUCACCAAGCUACUACUGCAAACUAUAUCGCUAACAUAGUUUGACUACGUACGUGUGGCGUGACGAAUUGACUUUUUUUUUUUUUUUUUUUAAUAUAUAUACAGUUCCACUUGUUCAAACCUCACACGAUGCUAGCAUUUUUUCCCAACUGCCCCCCCCCCUAAAUUGGCAUUAUAUAGCAUUGAAGCUAGUGUAGCAGACCAUUACACUAGCAGACUUUUGCUAAGCAUGUUAGACAAUUGCAACAAUUGGCUAACUUGCAUAGCUAAAGUCCGCUAGCUUCAAUGCUAUAUAAUGCUAAGGUUUACCAGAUUGUUUCUGGUGCGCACUAGAAACAAUUUGGUAAACAUUAGCAUUUUAUUCUUGUAUUUGCUAUAAUUUUUAUUAUCUGUUUGCGUGCUUUAGCAGAUGCUCACUAGAAACUAUCUGGUGAACAUUAGCAUUAUAUAGCAUUUAAGCUAGCGGACUUUUGCUAUGCAAGUAAGACAAUUGUUGCAAUUGGCUAACUUCAACAGCAAAAGUCCACUAGCUUAACGGUCCGCUAUAUACUAGCUUCAAUAGCAAAAGUCCAUUAGCUUCAAUGCUAUAUUAAUGCUAAUGUUUACCUCCUUGUUUUUUUUGGUUUUGGUGUUCACUAAAGUGAAACCCUUUUAAAGGUAAUAGUCUCACGCUAGCUGAGAUUUGACAAGGGUGGUCAACCAUUUUUUUUUUUUUUUUUUUUUUUUCUCCCAAGCAUUGCCAUUGAACUCCUUCACUGCCAUUGAUGAUGAUAGACAUCCAAUCAGUAAUUAAAGAAAUAACAACCAAAAUUUAAACUCUAAAUGAGCUUAUCACUAAUAGAUGUCCAAUUCAUUUGAACUGGCAGGGUGGCAGGUGCUGCUAGCUCUUCCACUUCAAAUGGAUUGGACGUCUAGCGCUGUGACUGGCAGUUUUUUUGUUUUCCCCAUUGAUGGAAUGACUGGUCGGAAAGGCAACAUUCAGGGGUAUCAGUAGUGAAUGUAUAAUUAUUAGUUCUUUUUUUUUUUUCUCGUUUAUUUUUCACAGUUUGUAAACUGUGACCGAAGGUCUAGACAACGGAACACAACAGAAUAUCUAAUAAAUUUCAAUAAAUGA